Molecule: messenger RNA, 1722 nt
Organism: Arctia plantaginis
Lineage: Eukaryota; Metazoa; Arthropoda; Insecta; Lepidoptera; Erebidae
Source: the annotation of a GenBank genome assembly
AUGUCUCUAGGUAGCUUUGAGAAUAUCGGAGCGUCUAGAAGGGAAUGUAACAGUAAAAUAUUGCGAUUCGACCAAGCUUGUUUACAAAUUGGUGCUGAACAAGUCGAAUUUUGGAGUCAAACUGCAGAAUGUGAAGGUUGUAUUUUGCAGAAGAAUGCUACUAUUGAAGGAUACGAUUCAGUGAUCGUAGACACAAGAAACCCUCUAAUAUACUCUAUUAGAAACAAGUCUGCGGAGGUAUGCAAUGGCACCUACCAGUUUGGUGAAUAUGGCCAGUACAUCAUCAACACGACUGAAGUUUCGAAGACACACACGUGCACGCCCCGGAUGACGGCCGAGCCUGACGCUGCCUACCUGCCGAUCUUGACCCUCGUCGUCAUACUCCUGGCCAUGGCCACGCUUUGGUACAUCAUCAAGGGAAUUGGAAAGAGAAUAGUGGCUGGCAGAAUUUACGCCAGAUAUUUCGCAAGAGAGGACAACGAGUUGGGCUCCGAGACCCGCGUGCUGACAGCAGAAGCCAGCGUACCGCGCUCGCCAACUCGCGCCCGUCUCCGCUCCCUUGACAUAUUCAGAGGAUUCUCUAUUGCACUCAUGAUCUUUGUGAAUGCAGGCGGCGGUGGAUAUGGAAUCUUUUCCCACAGCGUGUGGAAUGGUCUAACUGUGGCUGAUGUGGUGUUCCCGUUCUUCGCCUUUGCAAUGGGAGAGGCGCUUGUGCUCUCUCUCAAUGCCAGGCUUAGGACAUCUUUGCCCAGGAUCUCUGCACUCCAGCAGGUGGCUCGGCGAUCUCUGACGCUGUCGCUGAUCGGCGUGGUGCUGAGCUCGUCGAACGUGUCGUGGGUGGACGUGCGGCUGCCGGGCGUGCUGCAGCGGCUCGCCGCCAUGUACCUCAUCGUGGGCGCCAUCGAAUGUGCCGCCAUGAAGACCAGCCAGAACAUCACACCCGGUCGUUCUCUGUUCCGUGACAUCACUGCUGGUUGGCCACAGUGGUUGGCGACCCUUGUGCUUGUAGCUAUACAGGUGUGCACGACGCUGCUGGUGGCUGCGCCGGGGUGUCCGCGCGGCUACAUGGGCCCUGGAGGGCUGCACCUGUCCAUCACGCACGGGGACAAGCUGCAGAACUGCACCGGGGGCAUCGCUGGGUAUAUCGAUAGGCACGUGCUGGGCUCGUCCCACCUGUACAAGGGCGGCACGUUCCGUGAGGUGUACCGCACGACGCUCCCGCACGACCCCGAGGGGCUGCUGGGCGUGCUGUCGGGCGUGCUGGUCGUGCAGGCGGGCGCUCACGCCACUAGGAUCAUGCUCGCUUACAACCACGCCAGGGCUCGAAUUAUGCGCUGGGUGUUCUGGUCGAUAGUGUUCGGCAUCACCGGCGGCGCUCUGUGCAUGUUCUCCAAGAAUGGCGGCGUGAUCCCCGUCAACAAGAACCUGUGGUCACUUUCUUACUGCCUUGUGACGUCAUCCAUGGCACUCUUCAUUCAAGCCGCUCUGUACUUUAUUGUUGAUCUGAAGACUAAGUGGGGUGGAAGGCCGCUGUAUUAUGCCGGUCAAAACGCGUUGUUCCUGUACAUCGGCAGCGAGCUCCUGAAGAAGAACUUCCCGCUGCACUGGGCGCUGCACGGCCCCACGCACGGACAGCUGCUGGCCGUGCACGCCGCCGCCAUGCUCAUUUGGCUCGCCGUCGGAGUCGCGCUGCACAGGAAAAGGAUCUUUAUCACCUUGUAA